AUGGAGCAUGUGCUGGAUGUGGAUGCGUUGAAGAAGCUCACCCCCGAGCAGCAGAGGAAUCUGAUUUCUGGUGAUUUGUCGGAGCGAUGUUUGUCGAAAUGCAUAACGAGUCCAGGCAGUUCACUGUCGAACUCUGAAAGGCAGUGCCUUCAAAGGUGUAUGGAUCGUUUUAUGGAAACCUAUAAUUUAGUCUCGCAAUCGCUGCAGAAACGCGUACAAGAAGAAAUAGCUGCCAAUUCAACACGAAUGACAUAG
This is a messenger RNA of Gongylonema pulchrum, 255 nucleotides long. The record is from the annotation of a GenBank genome assembly. NCBI's taxonomy places the organism in Eukaryota, Metazoa, Nematoda, Chromadorea, Rhabditida, Gongylonematidae.